GAACAAUAUUGUAGUGGUUAGGAAUUAAUUUAGUUAAAAUCGCUCAUUAGGCCGAGCGGCACAACCUAUCCGUAAUGGCUAUAUUCGAGUGGCGUAAGUUUAACUUUUUCGAUCUCCGCCAGGGAGUGGAUAAAGAUAAGGUAGCCGGGGCGUUGCAGGGUGCCAAGAUUACGGCCACGGCAAACGGUAGCAGUUUGAUAGUGAUAUGCGAUGCCAGUGGAUACAUACACACGUUCAGCCGGACGUGGACGGUGAUUAGUUUCAAGGGCCACGAAGGCUCAAUCCUGUUGUGCGAUAUUUCAAAGCAAAACAACUUGCUUGUCACAGUGGGCGAGGAUAUUAAUGGCCCAUCGUUCAAGGUGUGGAAUUUAUCCAAAAUUUCAGCAGCUAACGGGGCGCAAUGCUUGCGUACGGUGCGCACGAUGGUUUCGGUGCCGACGGCUCUCGCCGUGUCAGAAGGUGGUCAAUUUAUGGCGAUUGGAUUUGCGCAAGGAAAUAUAUCUCUCUACCGUGGUGACAUCAGCCGUGAUCGAUCAAAAACCCUAAAACAACUCACGGCCGGCACCAGCGACAUAGCCGGCAUUGCGUUCAAACAUUGCCACAAGCAUACGCAAAUGUUUGUCUGUUCGAAUUCGGGAGUAUACCUGUACAAUUUGCACAGCCGUGACAAGGAGAUACGUGUGAUUCUGGCCACAAUGAAGAAACCGGUUUGCUGUUGCGCACUGCAGACCGGACACAACGAGGGACAUUUUAUGGUCGGGCUAGAGGAUGCGGUUUACUGCUACACGUCUGAUGGCCGAGGGCCUUGCUACGCGCUAGAAGGCAACAAAACGCUGCUGCACUGGUAUAGGUCCCACUUGCUGGUCGUCAUGCGCAACCCAAGAAGCCCGGGUGGCUUCAAUCUCACCGUCAUCGAUAUACAGAACAAGUUCAUCGUGUUUAGUUCGCCCAUUGAGGAGGUGGCAGCGAUUCUGACCGAAUUCGGCACCUGCUACAUCCUAACGGAGAACAAACAAAUUCUGCACCUUGACGAGAAGGAUUUGCAGACCAAGCUGAACAUGAUGUUCAAAAAGAACCUGUACGACAUAGCUGUCCGCAUCGCGAAGUGCAACCAGUACGACGCCGAAGGGUUGGCAGGAAUUUUCAAACAGUACGGAGACCACCUCUACAGCAAGGGCGAUUUCGUGGGAGCGGUUGAGCAGUACUCGAAAACCAUCGGAUAUUUAGAGCCCUCAUACGUAAUACAGCGCUUUCUGGAUGCACGUCACAUACAUUUUCUGACCGAUUACCUGCAAACGAUACACGCCCAAGGACGGGCCACGGCUGAUCACACGACGCUGCUCUUGAAUUGCUUCACCCGGCUAGAUCGAACGACGCAGCUAAAGGAGUUUUUGAAAAACGAUCAAAAGUCGAACCUCUUUGAUAUCGAUGUCGCCAUAAAGGUAUGCCGAGAUGCGUCCUACGUUGACGAGGCGUUACAACUGGCAAAGGCUCACGGAAAGCAUGAUGCUUGCUUGAGCAUUCUUACCGAAGACAUGGAAAAGUACGAUGAUGCCUUGAGCUACGUGGAAUCGCUUUCCUGCGCCGUAGCUGAGCGAAGCAUUAAGCGAUACGGAUCGGUGCUGCUGGCCAAGUGUCCGACGAGAACGAUUGCGUUGCUGAAGAAAUUAUGCACCGAGUACGCGACCAACUCUGAGGCCACGCAAGGCAAAGAUGCAUUAACGGUGGCCGAUUUACUGACGGAUCUGAAUCUUAACGGUCACACGCAAACGCAAGGAAAUCCGGAACAGUUCAUACAUUUGUUCGACGAUACGGAACUGCUGAUCGACUUCCUGGAGCAUCUCGUGCGCUACGUGCCAUCCAGCAGCCAAUGUGUAUAUAGUACAUUGAUGGAACAUUAUCUGUACAAGUGGAAAGAGUCGCCAGCAGUGGAGGAAAAGCUGCUGGACCUGCUGAAAUACAACUCCGAGCGAUAUGAUAAAACGCAUGCAUUAGCGCAGUGUCGCAUUCACGAGUUCUGGCCUGGAGUUAUGUAUCUGUAUGAGGAGGACAAACAUUACCAUCUGAUCAUACGGCACUAUCUGAGGCUUCGGCAGUACGAAGAUCUGCUAGCAUGCUGCAAAAAGCUUGCCCACAACAACGCGUCCUUAUGGUUGCUUGCGUUGAACGGGCUUAAAAACGACGCGGAAGCUCCACCGCAUCUUUUCAACCAGGUUCUGCAGGUUAUAUCUCAGAAAAGGUUGCAGGCCCCGCUGCAAGUCCUCGAUUGUUUGGCGGUAGAGAACGGACCUACAUUCCUCUCCGUGAAGGAUUACUUCAUGCAGGUGUUUCAAAAGGAGCAGGACACAAUCCGCAGUGAGGAAGAUUUGGCACGAACGUACCGCGAAGAGUCGGAGGCCGUAAAACGCCACAUAAAGCACCUGCAGCAGGGAAAUGUGGAAUUUCAAAACACUACCUGUGAUGCCUGCAAGCAGCCGCUCUCGAUGCCGGCAUUGUUUUUCCUUUGCAAACAUUCCUAUCAUCAAGAUUGCAUCAAAAGCUACACCGAUACGGAGCGCGAUUGUCCCGUUUGCAAUAAGAGCAAUAUACAAAUGAUCGAGGCGCUUCGAGCGCAAAGCGAAGCGCGCGAUCAACACGAAAUGUUUCACGAUUUGCUGGAGCGUUCUUCGGAAUCGUUCUCGGUCGUGGCCGAUUACUUUGGUCGGGGGCUAUUCAACAAGCUGCUUAUCGUAGAAGAAGGAGAUCAACAGAUGGAUGUUAUUGAACAUCCAAAACUAUCCGAGACGGUAAAUGACAUUCCGUCCUCUCUUGAAUCAAGGACAGGACAUCCCGCGACACCGUAUAGCGGCAGUAACUUUACCUACGGUGCCGGUGCAGAGGCAAGGCUUCGACAGGAGGAGGGACGUUCGGCGGGACAGUUGCGCCUCGAGGCACAAGAGAGCGAAAUGCGUAUGCGGUUGGUGGAACAGGAGCGCAUCAGACAACGCCAACAAGCGGCAAAUAUUGCCCAACAGCAAAUGAAGCUACGGGACGAUCGCCCAUCGAGAAUGCAAUCGCCGUACGGCAGCCCAAAGCCACCGAUGACUGUUUCCGGUGUCCCAAUGGUGAAAGGUAGCAGCGCGAAAGAUAUAGCCAAAAUUCCAAUCGCAUCCACAGCGCGAAAUCCUUUCGACGAGGACGAAGGCGCUUAUGACAAUACCAAAAAUCCGUUCGACGAAGAAAGUGUUCCUGCGCAACCGAAACCGCCAAGCGACCGUUCGGCGGCUAAAAACCCGUUCGAGGAAGAAUAUGACAGCAAAUUGGAUCCUUUUGCGGAAUAGUAGAUCUGAUAUAAUCAUUUUUUUCUAAUCAAUUGAAGAUUUUGUUACACGAC
Molecule: messenger RNA, 3373 nt
Organism: Anopheles nili
Lineage: Eukaryota; Metazoa; Arthropoda; Insecta; Diptera; Culicidae
Gene: Vps11
Product: vacuolar protein sorting-associated protein 11 homolog
Exons: 5
Coding region: 75-3320 (1081 amino acids)
Biological process (GO): endosome organization; intracellular protein transport; organelle fusion
Cellular component (GO): HOPS complex; endosome
Molecular function (GO): protein-macromolecule adaptor activity; metal ion binding; protein binding
Source: RefSeq, a predicted model, not a curated record